Messenger RNA from Drosophila rhopaloa, 939 nucleotides. RefSeq names its product serine protease easter. The transcript is spliced from 2 exons. The coding region runs from base 1 to 939 and encodes 312 amino acids. Gene Ontology annotation, biological process: proteolysis. Lineage: Eukaryota; Metazoa; Arthropoda; Insecta; Diptera; Drosophilidae. The record is from RefSeq and is a predicted model, not a curated record. Gene Ontology annotation, molecular function: serine-type endopeptidase activity.
AUGACCGAGGCCAAAAAUGAAAUAAUGAAGCACAGAAAAUGCGGUCCCUGGUGGAAGCCUGCACUUUACUACUGUUGUCCCGAACCGGGAAAUAAGCUACCAAAUAACCGGACAUGCGGUAAAAGCCCAGCCGUUUACCGAAUUAAGGGUGGUAGAAACGUGGGACUUAAUGAGCUGCCCUGGAUGGCCCUGCUUUUGUAUCGGAACCGCAAAAGUUGGCAAGCGCCACUUGUGGGGGCUUGUGGGGGCUCCCUGAUCACCAACCGAUACGUCCUGACCGCAGCCCACUGUGUGGUUAAAGGACCUAAACUGCCGCAGGACUUAGAGAUCCAAAGAGUGCGCUUGGGCGAGCAUGACACCUCCGUCAAUCCCGACUGCCAGUACCUAUACCCUGGGAGUGGAAAGAGGCACUGCGCUCCUCGUCAUCUGGAAAUCGACGUUGAGAAGGUCAUUCCUCACCAGGGCUACUUGGAUAGCGAGGUAUUCCAUUACGACAUCGCCCUGCUGCGACUCGAAAUACCAGUACGCUAUACGCCCGCAAUCAAACCAAUUUGUGUUCUGCAAGAUAGCAUCUCCCUAAUGAACUCCAAAUUCAAAGUAGCCGGCUGGGGAAAAACAGAAAGCGGAUUAUCCAGUACAGUAUUGCUGCAAGCAACCCUUAAGAAACUGGAUGCAGAAAGUUGCAUAAAAGCCUAUCCAUACUUAGAAUUCAAUUCUUCGAUACAAAUAUGUGUUGCUGUGCUGGAUGGAAUAGACACCUGUCACGGUGAUUCUGGCGGACCACUGAUGGCCACCAAGGGACAGAGCUACCAAGAAUUCGAAUUUGUAGCCGGAAUCACAUCCUUUGGAGGUCCAGUGUGCGGAGUGAAGAAAUAUCCCAGUGUUUACACACAAGCUGGAGUAUUUUUUAAAUGGAUAAGGAAUAAUUUAAGGGCUUAA